This is a messenger RNA of Xenia sp. Carnegie-2017, 2618 nucleotides long. Its product is annotated as fermitin family homolog 2-like. NCBI's taxonomy places the organism in Eukaryota, Metazoa, Cnidaria, Anthozoa, Malacalcyonacea, Xeniidae. The record is from RefSeq and is a predicted model, not a curated record. The transcript is spliced from 15 exons. Gene Ontology annotation, cellular component: cell-substrate junction. Gene Ontology annotation, biological process: cell-matrix adhesion; integrin-mediated signaling pathway. The coding region runs from base 287 to 2302 and encodes 671 amino acids. Gene Ontology annotation, molecular function: integrin binding.
CUAAACGAAUAAAUCGUAAACCGAAGGGGCACUUCGAAAGUCACGCUUUGAAAUAUUUUCGUUAAAUUGUGGUUAUUCGGGCGUAAUUUGUCGACAAUUUAUGAUUUAUACGUCUGCCAUGUUCUGAGGAAUUUUAUUUGUGUUGAGCUGUGUGCAAAUAAACGGAUCAGUAUCUUAUUUUACGUUCUAUUUCCUUGAAAUUUCCAAGCAUAUAUUUCUCUGAGUGGUUUUUGUAUUGGCGAACGUGGAGGAUAAACGUUGACGUUCUAAAACGCCGCCUUUGACGAUGUCUCGACAGCAUAAAUGGCUUCUUAGCAUCUACGUAUCCGAUCUCAAUGUUGAGAAGACUUUGGAAGUUACUGGUCAAACAUUUGUCGGUAAUCUCAUGGUGGAACUCGUGAACAGAUUAGGUGUUACUAGAGAUUGGUCAGAUCACGCUUUGUGGUGGCCACAGCGAAAGACAUGGCUUAUUCGUUCCCGAGUUACGCUUGAUGUUUGCGGUGUUCAAGCUGACUCACGCUUGUUGUUCACACCCAAGCAUAAAAAUGUCCAUCUACAAAUGCCCGAUUUACAGUUCAUCGAUACUACAGUGGAUUUCUCGAAGAAAGUAUUUCACGCUAUUACUGAAGUGUGUUCUCAUUUUGGCAUACGCCAUCCUGAAGAAUUAUCCUUCUUGCGUCCGCCUGCUCGCGAAAAGAAAGAGAAGAGAACACGUAAAAUCAGCAAACGCCGUAACUCGCAAGGUUCUGAGCACAGCAUUAACUCCGAUGAGGCUCAGACUACGGCUGUUUCAUCAGAUGGAAGGCUUACAGUCCCUGGAAAAACUGGCAGUGUUGAUGGCGCAUCACAGCACAGUGCUUCUACUCCAGGUUCGCCUAGGAGUCAUCAUUCAUUCGACAGCUUUGACUCUGACAAUCAUAUUCUAGCAUCCAGCCCUUCAGUUCCAUCUCAAGAAGCCUUGGAUUCAAUAUACAAAGCAAAAACUCUUCAAGAAAAAGUAAUUUUUCAUGCUGGAUGGCUGGAUUCAUCAAGAUCACUUAUGGAACAGGAUGUUGAAGAAGAUGAGCAUUUGAUGAUGAGAUUUAAAUAUUAUUCCUUCUUUGACCUUAAACCAGCUGUGGAUGAAGUUCGUAUUAAUCAGAUUUAUGAGCAAGCUAAAUGGUCUGUACAAGUCGAAGAAGUUGAUUGUACUGAAGAAGAAGUGAUGACAUUUGCUGCUUUGCAGUUUCAAGUGAAUAUUGCAACAUCAAGUCCUCCAGUUGAUGAUAAUAAAAAACAAGAUAAAGAUGACGACAUUACAAGUGCUUUAAAUGAUCUGCAGCUGACAUUAGAAGGCACAAGUUCUCCAUCAUCACAAAAGACUUUAAACCAACUACCAGAGUUGAGUGAUUGGUUGUUGUUAAUCAAGCAUAAAAUGUUAGGAAUGAAAGAAAAGAAGAAGUUCUGGUGUGUCUUUCGAGACACGUAUUUUUCAUACUUUAAGUCGAACGAAGAGUCGUCAGGCGCCCCCAUACAAAAAAUUGAUUUACGAGGCAGCGAGGUUUAUCCAGAGGUAAAUGUGCAGAAAGAAAAGUUUGUUGUGAAACUUAAAUUUCCAGAAAACGAGGAAGUUCACGAUCUGGAGCUUGGAUUAUCCAGUGAAGGACAGUAUUCGAAGUGGAUGGCUGCUUUUCGUCUCGCCGCAAAAGGAAAAACCAUGGCAGAUAGUUCGUAUGAAUCUGAGGUUAAUGGUAUCCAAGCUUUCCUGGCAAUGCAAGUUAAUGGUUUUAAAAAUACAACGGCUCCAGGCGGGGUUCAAAUCCAGCCCGAAAAUUUUGUUCCAAACCGCAUUUUGAAAAAAUUCAAAGCUAAACAGAUUGCAGCUCGUAUCUUGGAGGCUCAUUCUUCACUUAAUUUGAUGACUGUAAUGGAAGCGAAGAUGAAUUAUAUCAGAAAGUGGCAAGAGUUACCGGACUUUGGUAUAACUCACUAUGGUGUAAAAUUUAGAUCCGAAAAGCACUCAAAGAAAGACGAGAUCUUGGGCAUUGCUGACAACAGGAUAACGAAGAUAGAUGCGACCAAUGGUAAAGUACUCAAUAGCUGGCGCUACAGUGUGAUGAGACAAUGGAAUGUGAACUGGGAAACGAAAGAAAUGAUCAUUGAUUGUGAAGGAGAAAGAAUUUGCUUUGUCUGCACAACUGCUGACAUUAAGAGCAUUCAUGAGUUUAUUGGUGGCUAUAUUUUCCUUUCGAUGCGCAAAGAUGUCAAUCAACCAGUGGAUCACGAAUUGUUCUUUAAAUUAACUGGUGGAUCGGUGCAAUAAAAAACUCUAGUGCUACAGAAUCAAAAUAUUUUAAUCGCGAUUGUGUUUUCUUUAUGUAUAUACUAUAUAUGAAUUGUUCCUCAAUAAUUGGUAAGAACUUUCAUGAAAAGUUUUUGAGUAAAAACAAAGAUGGUGUUUUAGCUCUCCACUCUUAAGUUCGUUGUAGUUUUUGGAAAAGAUAUUGUAUUAUUGAUUGUAUUUUUCGUUAAGAGCUAUAUAGUAUUUAAUGCGUACUACAUUAAAGCAUAAAUUUCUUUUUGAAAUAUUGACGAUAUUAAAGGUACAAUAGCGGAAAAAUAAACUAGUUCAAAAAUAA